AUGGGUAUUUCUAGAGAUUCACGUCACAAAAGAUCAGCUACUGGUGCCAAAAGAGCUCAAUUCAGAAAGAAGAGAAAGUUCGAAUUAGGUAGACAAGCUGCCAACACCAAGAUUGGUCCAAAAAGAAUCCACUCUGUUAGAACUAGAGGUGGUAACCAAAAAUUCAGAGCUUUGAGAAUUGAAACUGGUAACUUCUCUUGGGGUUCUGAAGGUAUUUCCAGAAAAACCAGAAUUGCUGGUGUCGUCUACCAUCCAUCUAAUAACGAAUUGGUUAGAACCAACACUUUAACCAAAUCCGCUGUUGUUCAAAUUGAUGCCACUCCAUUCAGACAAUGGUACGAAAACCACUACGGUGCUACUUUGGGUAAAAAGAAGACUGCUCACGCUGCUGAAGUUGCCGAUGCUAAGAGAUCUAGAAAAGUCGAAAGAAAAUUGGCUGCUAGAUCCGGUGCUGCUGCCAUUGAAUCUGCUGUUGACUCUCAAUUCGGUUCUGGUAGAUUAUACGCUGUUAUCUCUUCUAGACCAGGUCAAUCUGGUAGAUGUGAUGGUUACAUCUUGGAAGGUGAAGAAUUAGCCUUCUACUUGAGAAGAUUAACUGCUAAAAAAUAA
This is a messenger RNA of Candida tropicalis MYA-3404, 609 nucleotides long. RefSeq names its product 40S ribosomal protein eS8 (gene RPS8A). The transcript has a single exon. Gene Ontology annotation, biological process: translation; maturation of SSU-rRNA from tricistronic rRNA transcript (SSU-rRNA, 5.8S rRNA, LSU-rRNA). The record is from RefSeq and is a predicted model, not a curated record. Gene Ontology annotation, molecular function: structural constituent of ribosome. Lineage: Eukaryota; Fungi; Ascomycota; Pichiomycetes; Serinales; Debaryomycetaceae. The coding region runs from base 1 to 609 and encodes 202 amino acids. Gene Ontology annotation, cellular component: cytosolic small ribosomal subunit; ribosome.